AUGCCUCUAGAAGAGAGAACAGGAUUACCAUCAUUGAGACUGUGUGAUAGAGCAAAACUGAGAACAGAGGUUGGAAAUGUCAAUGAAGCCACCAAGAGGAUUGAAACUCACAACAUUACAGAACUGAAUUCUUUAAUGUACGCAGUGGCAUAUGUUACCACAGAAAGAAUGGGAAUAUUAAAGAAGAGGAAAGAAAGGAGGACCGAAGAACCAUUCUGGAAGAGGAGGAUUAAACAGAGUAUUGAAACAUGGAGAAAGGAUCUCAGCAAGAUCGAAGCAAUCCGAAGAGGGAACAUGAGAUUGAAACAAAGAGAAAGAGAACGAUUGAAUAGAAAAUACCACCUUGAGAAGAAUGGCACUUUGUACGUUUCAGACAUGUUGAAGCAGAAGAUUAAGACUCUGGAUGGAAAGAAUAGAGGAGGGAAAGAACAACUUGACCCAAUUGAAGCAACUACUUUCUGGAGAAAGAUAUGGUCAGAAGAGGUCAUUCACAAUGAGCAGGCUUCUUGGCUAGAGCAAGUUGAGCAGGAGUUCAGCGCAAUAGAGGUGCAAGAAGAUAUCAACAUCACCAUGGAGGAUAUUAGAACGGGAUCCAGGGCUACUGGUUUAAGAAGCUACCAGGAUUACCACCCUAGAUUGCAACUACACCUGCAAGACUGUGUGCGCCAAGGAAAUGUACCAGAGUGGAUGGUCAAAGGAAGGACAGUGCUCAUUCAGAAAGACCCAACGAAGGGCACCCAAGCUAACAACUACCGUCCUAUCGCCUGCCUACCCAUAAUGUGGAAGAUACUGACUGGAAUCAUGGGUGAGAAACUGUACCAGCACCUGGAGGGGAAUGGACUACUAGCAGAUGAGCAGAAAGGUUGCAGGAAAGGAUUGCGAGGAACGAAAGAUCAGUUGCUUGUAGACAAGGCAAUUCUAAAGAACUGCUGGAGAAGGUUGACGAACUUGUCAUGGCUUGGAUAG
This is a messenger RNA of Penaeus monodon (black tiger shrimp), 966 nucleotides long. RefSeq lists its product as uncharacterized. NCBI's taxonomy places the organism in Eukaryota, Metazoa, Arthropoda, Malacostraca, Decapoda, Penaeidae. The transcript is spliced from 3 exons. The coding region runs from base 1 to 966 and encodes 321 amino acids. The record is from RefSeq and is a predicted model, not a curated record.